UUGCAUUUUUAACACUUUUUUAUAAACUAGCUUUCCACUAAUAGAAAAUCUUAAACAAAAAUGGGUUGUCCUAUGGGUUUUGGUGAAUUAAAUAUACCCUCUUCUAGGGCAUUUUGGGAUGAUUGCGAUGAAGACGAAUGCCCACAAAAAUCCAUUGAAAAACUCAUGUUUAAAUAUGAAACCACCGAGGAAAAGCUAAAACAAUUUGCCUCCAAAACUAAACUCAUGUUUGUAAUCGAAGGUACGGCUAUAGCUGAAUUUGCAGAAGCUUCUCUAUUGAAGAAUGCCAAAAAAUUGGCAGAAAUACCCAGCAAGAAAUCAUCAUUACACUAUGUGGCCAACAAGGAGAUGCUAGUGGCCAUAGUGGAGGAAGAUCUAACGAACAGUGGUGAAAUAUGUGAACUUUUAGUAAAUCUUGGCAAACCUGAAGAAGUCAUUACGUUGACUGUUAAACCAAAAGUGGACUUUAAAAGUGAAAAUAUUGCAGCCAUUAGAGAUGAAAUAACAUUUUUAAGAGCCAUAGACGGACAAUUGAAUAAUGUGGAUGCUUUAGAGGCUCCCAAUUUUAUAGCUGGAGUGGCAGCGGGAAUUUGUUCUUGGCGUUCAAAUGAGGGUCUAAAGGUCCAGUCGUAUGUGGCAUAUACCGAUAACAUUGCCUUGGACUCUGUAGCAGCUAAACCAAUUGUUAAACUUUUACAUGACUUGAAUAUAGAGUGUUCAGAUACCUAUAAUCCAAAAACACGAGAUGAUUCACAUUUGUAUAUGUGAAAAAUUUUAAACAUUGGAAAUGUAAACGGACAAACGCUUUAAAGUUUUAGGGUUUAGGGAUAAUUUUUGAAAAAUUGUAACUAUUUUUUUUUUAAAUAUAAAAAAUAAAUCUUGGUAAUUUUUUUAAA
Calliphora vicina (urban bluebottle blowfly) is the source of this 896-nucleotide messenger RNA. RefSeq names its product Proteasome assembly chaperone 1 (gene PSMG1). The coding region runs from base 61 to 768 and encodes 235 amino acids. The transcript has 3 exons. NCBI's taxonomy places the organism in Eukaryota, Metazoa, Arthropoda, Insecta, Diptera, Calliphoridae. Gene Ontology annotation, cellular component: endoplasmic reticulum. Gene Ontology annotation, biological process: proteasome core complex assembly. The record is from RefSeq and is a predicted model, not a curated record. Gene Ontology annotation, molecular function: proteasome binding.